CGACCUCAUCGCUCGGUCACCGGCGCAACCAUCUAGUCGCUUUCACACCGAACACAUCUUUAGUUUACGCCGACGAGUUCAACAACAUGUCAGCCCCCGAAGUCUCCCACGGCCGCGGUGGCGCCGGUAACAUCAACCCCGACAACACACAAUACGUCGACGGAGAGGUGGUUCGUGUGGGCGCACCGGGCAGCCAUGGAGACGGAGCUUUCAGCACUGGCCGCGGAGGCGCCGCCAACAUCGGCGACGCAGGCGUGAAGCAGGUCACGCGCCUGGACCAGGACCUUGUCCCCGGGGUGGCCGUCCGGCCGAGCCACGACAACGCCGACUACCACACGGGCCGCGGCGGGGCCGGCAACGAGCACAUCGCCAAGAAGUCGGCCGGGGAGGGGCCCGCGGCGCCGGUCGGGCUAGCGGAUAAGCUGAAGAGGAAGAUUAUGGGUUUUUUGGGGAAGAAAUAGGGGGGGAUGCUGCUG
Molecule: messenger RNA, 476 nt
Organism: Chaetomium fimeti
Lineage: Eukaryota; Fungi; Ascomycota; Sordariomycetes; Sordariales; Chaetomiaceae
Exons: 2
Coding region: 87-461 (124 amino acids)
Source: RefSeq, a predicted model, not a curated record